Molecule: messenger RNA, 354 nt
Organism: Knipowitschia caucasica
Lineage: Eukaryota; Metazoa; Chordata; Actinopteri; Gobiiformes; Gobiidae
Source: the annotation of a GenBank genome assembly
AUGCACUGUAGUCUCUGUUUGUCCCUGACUGUGGCUCCAGCGAACCACACGGUGAUGGAGGAGGUGAUGGAGGAGGUGAUGGAGGAGGUGAUGGAGGAGGAGAUGGAGGAGGUGAUGGUGGAGGUGAUGGAGGAGGUGCUGGAGGAGGUGAUGGAGGAGGUGAUGGAGGAGGUGAUGGUGGAGGUGAUGGAGGAGGUGCUGGAGGAGGUGAUGGAGGAGGUGAUGGAGGAGGUGAUGGAGGAGGAGAUGGAGGAGGUGAUGGAGGAGGUGAUGGAGGAGGAGAUGGAGGGGGUGAUGGAGGAGGUGAUAGAGGGGGUGAUGGUGGAGGUGAUGGAGGAGGUGAUGAGGAGGUGA